Molecule: messenger RNA, 5059 nt
Organism: Neofelis nebulosa (Clouded leopard)
Lineage: Eukaryota; Metazoa; Chordata; Mammalia; Carnivora; Felidae
Product: UDP-glucuronosyltransferase 3A2-like
Exons: 8
Coding region: 148-1836 (562 amino acids)
Molecular function (GO): UDP-glycosyltransferase activity
Source: RefSeq, a predicted model, not a curated record
CCCAAGCUGCCUGCCAGCGCACUUCCUUGGCAGCCAGGGCAGCGUGUGUCCCAGGGCACGCACACAGGUCACUGUGCAGGACACAGAGGCACAGAGCAUAGGGCUCUGGGCACCAGGCUGGAAUCUGCAGCUGGGACAGGAGCGAGCAUGGUGGGGCAGCAGGCGCUACUGCUAGCUGGCUUCUUUCUGCCUGGGUUCCUGCUCUCUGAGGCUGCGAAAAUCCUGACUGCUUUUGCACUGGGUGGAAGCCAUUAUCUACUACUGGACCGUGUAUCUGAGAUUCUUCAAGAUCAUGGUCAUAAUGUCACUAUGCUUUUUUACGGAGAAGAGUUUUUAAUCCCAGUUUUUCAGGAUAUGUCAUGGAAGGUUAAGGCAGAGAUGAAGCUUGAAAGCUGCCAGCAGUCUAACUUCAAAAAUGGUGUUAGACUUUUUAUUACACAGGAGUUAUGGGGAAAAUGCCAGGAUGAAAAGGGUGAAACAUCAUAUGAAGUUAUCAGUUGGCUUCCACCUGAAGAUCAUAAAAAAGAAUUCAAGAAAUGUUUUGAUUUCCUUGUGACAGAAGCUUUGCAUGGCAGGGAAGCAUUUGACAACUUUGUAUCAUUAAUGAAACAACUGGGAAUUCGAUGCAGUGAUUUGCUAAGGAGAGGUGAUAUCAUGGAUUUCUUAAAAAAUGAGAACUUUGACUUGGUAUUUGUUGAAGCACUUGACUUCUGUUCUUUCCUCAUUGCUGAGAAGCUUGGGAAGCCAUUUGUGUCAAUUCUUCCUACCCAAUUUGGAAGUGUGGACCAUGGGCUACCAAGUCCUUUGUCUUAUGUUCCAUUAUUCCGUUCCUUGCUCACCGACCACAUGGACUUCUGGGGCAGAGUGAGGAAUUUUCUGAUGUUCAUUGAUUUCUCCAUAAAGCAAAGGCAAAUCCAUUCUACCAUUGAGAACACCAUCAAGGAACAUUUCCCGGAAGGCUCCAGGCCAGUUUUGUCUCAUCUUUUAAAGAAAGCAGAGCUGUGGUUUGUUAACUCUGACUUUGCCCUUGAAUUUGCUAGGCCCCUGCUUCCCAACACUGUGUAUGUUGGAGGCUUAUUGGCCAGACCUGUUAAACCAGUACCACAAGAAUUUGAGAAUUUCAUCAGCAAGUUUGGAGACUCUGGUUUUGUCCUUGUGGCCCUGGGCUCCAUAGUGAGCACCUAUCAGUCCCAGGAAGUUCUCAUGGAGAUGAACAGUGCCUUUGCUCAUCUGUCUCAAGGUGUGAUAUGGAAAUGUAAGCCAUCUAAGUGGCCCAAAGACGUCAAAUUGGCAGCAAAUGUGAAAAUUGUGGACUGGCUUCCUCAGAAUGACCUCUUGGCUCACCCACGCAUCCGUCUUUUUGUCACUCAUGGUGGGAUGAAUAGCAUAAUGGAGGCCAUCCAACAUGGUGUACCCAUGGUAGCGAUUCCUGUCCUUAAAGAACAGGCUGAAAACAUGGUCCGAGUAGAAGCCAAAAAGUUUGGUGUCUCUAUCCAGCUAAAGCAGAUCAAGGCAGAGACAUUGGCUCUGAAGAUGAAGGAAGUCAUAGAAGACAAGAGGUACAAGUCAGCAGCGGUGGCCGCCAGCAUCAUCAGGCGCUCCCACCCCCUGACCCCUGCCCAGAGGCUGGUGGGCUGGAUCGACCACAUCCUCCAGACAGGGGGUGCGGCCCACCUCAAGCCCCAUGCCCUGCAGCAGCCGUGGCAUGAGCAGUACCUGCUGGACGUCUUCUUGUUCCUGCUGGUGGUCACCCUGGGCACCCUGUGGUUCUGCGGGAAGCUGCUGGGCAUGGUGACCAGGUGGCUGUGUGGGGCCAGGAAGCUGAAGAAGGCCUGAUGGGGAUAUAAUGUCGAUGGUUGUCUCAGGACCCACUGGUUGUACAAGGCUUCCAACAAACACAGGACACUGCUGGUGUCUUUCCCAUAUUGGCACUUUAGGGUGGAACACAAAUAUCUCCUCAUUAUAAUCUGCCUCUGCUUAGAAAUUCUUAUGAAGUAAUCUUGGGAUCUUUUUUAAAAUUGUGGUAAAAUUUAUAUUAUGUAAAAUUUACCAUUUUAACCAUUAAGUGUACAGUCGUUGGCAUUAAGCACAUUGAUGUUAUCAUGCAAACCUCACUACCAUUCAUUCCAGAACUGUUUUCAUAAUCCCAAAUUCAAACUCCAUGAUAAUCAAACAGUAAAUACUCAUAACCCUGUCCCCACCUCCAUGACCCCACAGGCUCCUGCCAACCCCCAUUCUACUCUCUGUGUCUGUGAAUUUUAUCUUGGCUUCUUGACUUGCCCCUCAUCAAUGGCCUCCUCACUCAGAUCCAGGCCUUCAUCCGACAGCCCUGCUUUCCUCCCCAUUCCAUGUCCCUAGACACAGGGCCCUGCUUACUUCACUGUUGCUCUCUGGACACUUUUCUCUCUCUGAUCUUUCUCUAUCCUCACUUUUUAUGGCAUGACAUAAGAUCUUGGCCACUUGUUCCAGUUUGGGUCUCUUUCCUCUUGCGUCUCCUUCUCACCUCACGUCCAAGCUCAGGAAGCCUCACCUCUGUCUGUCCUGCAGUUAGGCAGGGGUGACCCUCCCUGGACUCCACUUGUGGUCUCUGUGCUGAGUCCCCUCCUAUGAAGAGCACCUCCUUUGCUCUCAGACCUGGAGCCUGCCUUUCAGCCACAGCUGAUGCUGUGUUUUUCACUUGUCACAAUUACCUUCUCAAUUUCUCACUCUUAAAAAUGUAGUCAUGGUGACCUCAAGUCAGAUCCCAGACCUCUGCGUGAGGCCCUGGGGCCCAGGUCCAGUGACCAUGGCCAUUCUCAGGACUUUGUUGAUUUAGGAAACAUCUUUCUGCCACCCUACUGUGGCAUAAAUAGGAAGUAACCCACUAUGUAUAGCAAUUACAUUCAGUUCCUAGCAACAUACACCAGAAAAAGAGUGUAUUAACCACCAGGGUUAUUUUUUGUUUUCUUGUUUGCUUCUUUGAUAAGGACUGGUGUGGUGGCUCCAUCUUACUGUCUGUAGAUUUUGCUCCAUUUUUUUUUUUUUUUGACUUUUUGAUGUUCUUUACUAGACAUCAGGCUCCCACUCUGGUAGGUUCCCUUUAUAAUAUAUUUUACUUUCAAGUGAUUAUGUGCUGAUAUUUGCUUUUGCAUUUACAGAUGGAAUUAUAUUUCUCCUUUAAAGUUUCAAAUGUAUGCUAUCUUGUGGGUUAUAACACAGUGAAGAAAAUAGUAGAUAUGCAGGAUGGUCCCAGAAAGCAUAGUUUGACUGCUUAAUUCUAGGGUUGUGCCCACAUCUUGAAAUAAUUCAAAUAGAGGAUGAAGCAGCUGCUACCAAUACUUCUUGCAGAUGUGGAAAGAGGCCCAUCCUUACCAAGGUCAGGAUAGGAUUUUCUGGGUAGAAUGUGAAGUGGUGCCAGGUGUCUACCGAGUCCUGUGAGUUCUCAUGCUGCACGAUGUCACUUAUAGUCCCAAGCACAUCACAUGACGAUGUGUGUGUGUGUGUGUGUGUGUGUGUGUGUCUGUUAUUCAAGGUUUAAUUUUUGUAAUUCUUUAAAAAAAGUGUUUAUUUAUUUAUUUUGAGAGAGAGAAUAUGAGCGAGCAGGGGAGGGGUAGAGAGAGAGGGAGAGAGAGAAUCCUGAGCAGGCUGUGUGCUGUCAGUGCAGAGCCCAACCUAGGGCUCGAUUUCAUGAAUUGUUAGAUCAUGACCUGAGCUGAAAUCAAGAGUCAGAUGCUCAACUGAUUGAGUCACUCAGGUGCCCCUAUUUCUGUAAUUUUUAUGAAUGAAAUCUCUAAAAUUUGUCUUUGGCAAUAGUGCCUUGAAAGGCAGACCUGAAGCUUUUUCUGUGUUGUGAUUACAAAGAAAAGCCAAGAUUUCUUACCUUCAUAAUCAACAAACGGAUAUAAGGAUCAGGCUUUCAGAUGCUGAUUCCCUUUUCCAUUCCUACCACAUCAUCAUCUUUGAACACUUGUAAUUCAGUGAUGCCAACUCUCUGCCUGCUGCUUCCUGGGCUUUGCUUUCAUCCAGCACAUCUGAUCAAAGGAAGCUGUGAGUGGGGAUGAUGCCUCUAGUCUGGAUCCAUUGAAACCUUCUCCACUGGACUGUGUCAGCAUGGUUUUGACAGUAUGGACAUCUGAUCUCAUCAUUUCCUGGUUAAGAUCCUUUCCUGGCUCUCAUUGCAUGUAAUACAAGCCCUCUGUGGUUUGUGUCUGGCUACCAUUCCAGGAGCAUCUUGAAAACUUGGAAAUAGACCCAUGCAGACAUGUUUACUUGAUUUAUGACAAAUCUCUUCAGCAAAUUUUACUGGAAUAACUGAUAUCUGAAUGGUCUUUGAUUUUUACUUAAUGGCACACACAGAAAAACAUUGACUGUUACUGCAUACCAUACAGUAUGCAAAGUAAGACGUUUGAUAAAUUGGACUUUAUCAAAAUGAACGACCUUCACUCUUCUAGAGACAUGCGUAAGAAGACAAAAGUAUAAGCCAUAAACUGGGAGAAAAUAUUGCAACACAUUUCUCAGAGAACUUGUAUCUAGAAUAUUCAAACAAAUCUUACAACCAGUACAAACAUGGACAAAAAAAGCUUGACCAGACACUUCACAAAAGAAAAUAUGCAAAUGGCCAAUAAUCACAUGAAAAAGUGGAUACAGCAGUCAUUUAGAGAAAUGCAAAAUAAAACCUCAAUAUCACAACACAUCUACCAGGCCGGCUAAAAUUAAUAGGACUGAUCAUAUCAAUAGUGAGCAAUAAGACAGAGCUACUGGAACUCAUACCCGUUCCAUUGCUGAGGAGAACGUGAAAUGGUGCAGCCACAUAGGAAAAUCGCUCUGUAGUUUCUCAGUUAAGCAUAUACUUGCCACAUGACCCAGCAUUACUUGUAGGUAUUUACUUAAGUUCAUGAAAACAUAUGUCCACUUGAAAGUCUAUACACAAAUGUUCAUAGCAGCUUUAUUUAUAAUGGCCCCAGAUUAAGAAAAAUUACAUGCCCAUCAAUAGGUGAAUGAAAUGACAUUGUGUUGUAUCCAUGUAAUGAAUGCAGUUUGUUGCAUACAAAUUACACUUUAAAAUUGAUUUGAAAAUCUC